Messenger RNA from Erythranthe guttata (spotted monkey flower), 1046 nucleotides. RefSeq names its product NAC domain-containing protein 21/22. Gene Ontology annotation, molecular function: DNA binding. Gene Ontology annotation, biological process: regulation of DNA-templated transcription. NCBI's taxonomy places the organism in Eukaryota, Viridiplantae, Streptophyta, Magnoliopsida, Lamiales, Phrymaceae. The record is from RefSeq and is a predicted model, not a curated record.
UUUUUCAUUUUUUUUGUUCCGUACAAAAUAAUAUUCGAGGAAGAGAAAAUGGGUCUAAGAGAUAUCGGGCACACGCUACCACCGGGUUUUAGGUUUUAUCCGAGCGACGAAGAACUCGUUUGCCAUUAUCUUUACAGAAAGGUUAUUGCAGCGGCUAAUGAAGAAGUUGUUCGAAAUACUUUAGUCGAAAUCGAUCUCCAUACAUGUGAGCCGUGGCAGCUCCCUGAUGUGGCGAAGCUGAAUUCAGAGCAGUGGUACUUCUUCAGCUUCCGAGAUCGGAAAUAUGCAACGGGGUGUAGGGCAAACAGAGCCACCACCUCCGGCUAUUGGAAGGCCACCGGAAAAGAUAGGGCGGUGGUGGACCCCACGAAUCGAGAGGCGAUUGUUGGGAUGAGAAAGACUUUGGUGUUCUACAAGAAUAGAGCACCAAAUGGCCUCAAAACCGGUUGGGUUAUGCACGAGUUUCGCCUCCAAAACUCUCACGUGCCGAUGCCUCCUUAUAAGGAAGACUGGGUGCUAUGUAGAGUAUUCCACAAAACCAGUAGUGGUGAAAAUAGCAACAAAUUACAAAUUAGCCCACGUAAUAAUAUAUAUGAUGAUUCCACCCCAAAUAUGGAUUAUUCUUCUUUACCUACAAUUAAUACCAACCAAAACACAAUUGCCACUUCAUCUCACCAUCAACAACAAUAUAAUGAAGAAGGACAAAACCCUAGGAGUAAUUCUUCCCUUGCCUUAUCGGAGGUCGACCCCGCGCGACACUUCAUUGAGACGACUAAAUGUGAGGACGGUAUUUACGGAUUCGAUACGAGUUUCUUCGACUAUACAAACGGAGUGCCCUCGAAUAGUAUUCUUGAUGCUAUGAGAUUUGAUUAUGAUAACUGCUCAGUAUUCAUAUGAAUUAAUCUUUUGCACAUUUAUUAAUUUUAUUCAUGAGUUGGUGUACUUGUGAAGGGUUAUUGUAAUUUGUGUGUUUAUGUUUGAGGUUUGAAUUUUUCAGAUUGUUCUAGGAGGUAUAGGUUUAGGGUUUGCAAUAAUUUGUAUUUUCA